AUGCCGCCUGCGAAGUUGCUGGGGAUCUCUCUUGUGGUCGUCAUAGCUCUGGGAGCGGUUAUUGGAAGUUUGACAUGGGCAUUCCUUACUACUAGAGGUCCGGACCCUCCAGAUCUAAAGCCCAAGGACUGGUGGGAACACACUGUUAUAUACCAGAUUUACCCUCGGUCCUUUAAAGACAGCAAUGGAGAUGGAAUCGGUGAUCUAAGAGGAAUCACUUCAAAGCUAGAACAUUUUGUUGAGGCUGGAGUGGGUGCAAUAUGGAUGUCCCCGGUUUUUGUAUCACCCAUGGUGGAUUUUGGGUAUGACAUCAGUGACUUUUACAAUAUUCAAGACGAAUACGGAACUAUGGAUGAUUUUAAUGAACUCAUUGAAAAAGCACACGCGCUAGAUAUAAAAGUUCUUCUUGACUACGUCCCAAACCACGCUAGUAAUGAGUCACUUUAUUUCGUCCGUUCUGAAGCUAGAGAACCCGCUUAUGAGAAUUAUUUUAUCUGGGCAGAUCCUGUGAUUAUAAAUAAUACAAGGACUGUUCCUUCGAAUUGGAUAAGUCAGUUUGGUGGAUCUGUCUGGGAAUGGAGUGAAGCAAGACAGCAGUAUUAUUUGCACCAAUUUGCGAAAGAACAAGUAGAUUUCAACUUCAGAGAACCAGCCGUAAGAGAGGAAAUGAUUAAUAUUAUGAAGUUCUGGUUUGAAAAAGGAGUCGAUGGAUUCAGAUUGGAUGCCCUUCCUCAUCUUUUUGAAGCAGAUCCUAAUAACUAUGGAGGUAUAUAUCCCGACGAACCUUUGAGUGGGAACAUGUACUUAAGGCCUGACCAAGCGGGAUAUACAACUCAGGAAUUUGUUAGGGAUCAAAUGGAGCUGUAUGAUGUUGUAUACGAGUGGAGAGCUUUUGCAGAUAAAUGGAAGGAAGACAAUACUGCCGACACAAAAAUACUAUUAGCGGAGGCGUAUGCAAAUAUCACGAUGACGAUGUUGUACUACGGCGACGAACAAGGCAGGCGCGGAUCACAUUUCCCGUUCAAUUUCGACUUCAUCACGAGUCUCUCCGCUGAGUCUAACGCUCGGGACUUCGUUUAUGUAAUCAAACGUUGGCUCACGUACAUGCCUUCGGGACAAGUUGCUAAUUGGGUCUUUGGCAAUCACGAUCAAAAACGGAUGGCGUCUAGAUUCAGAACAGACAUGGUUGAUGGACUUAAUUCGUUAAACAUGAUGCUGCCAGGAGUAGCAAUAACAUAUCAAGGAGAAGAAAUAGGUAUGAAAGAUGGCUUUGUCAGUUGGGAGGAUACGGUGGACGUCCAGGCAUGUAAUCAGGCCAAUGAGGACAACUACUUGGAUUUUUCCCGGGACCCGGCAAGGACUCCAUACCAUUGGGACAACUCAUCAAAAGCAGGUUUCACCACUGGACUAAAUACAUGGUUGCCUAUCGCAACGGACUAUCAAGAAGUCAACCUUCAAGCUCAAAAAGAAUCCGCAAAAAGCCACUUUAAGGUAUACAAAACGUUAACAUCGCUUCGCAAGGAGCCAGCCUUGUCCCACGGGAAGUAUUUCAUCCAGGCUUUAAGUGAAAACAGCUUGGUUCUGGUUCGCUACCUGAUUACCCACGACACGUAUGCUUUACUCUUUAAUGUGGGUUCAAGCAAUGAUACAGUCGACAUCUCCAAUAUCAAUUACUUCUCAGCGCCACUCAAAGUACAUACUUCGAGUAUUCAUUCUAGCCGAGAUGUGGGUGACACUUUAACGUUUGGGAAGAUAACUCUACUGCCAGGAGAGGCGUUGGUGAUUAAAAGUCCACCAGCUUAA
Molecule: messenger RNA, 1803 nt
Organism: Pieris macdunnoughi
Lineage: Eukaryota; Metazoa; Arthropoda; Insecta; Lepidoptera; Pieridae
Source: the annotation of a GenBank genome assembly